AUGGAAUUAAUAAUCAACUAAAUUACUCUAUUCGUUCAAGGCUCUCUAAUUUUAGAAUAAUUCAUUUGGAGUUUGCCUUUGAUCAUAAAUUUCACUUUGGGAGUCAUGAAUGAACUACAAAAUAUUGCUUAUAUUAAUAUAUUGUCUACUAAAAAGCUAUUCAGUACAGCAUCUGAAAUGGAGUUAAUUACAAUAGUAUCUAGACCCAAUACAUUAAUACAAAAUUCGACCCUACUCUCUUAUAUUCCCUUGACAUUUUUAUGUAUACUUGUGCUUUGUUGCAUUUGCUUCAUUUUUAUAGUGAAAGGUAGAUCAUAAAAUUUAGUCAUUGAUUUAUAAAUAGCCUUUAACACUAACAUUUAUAUAAAGGUACUUUUUAUAUUUGUAAAUGUCUCAAUCAAUAUAAUCAAAUACGCAUUUGGAUACAUCUUGUUGGACAUAUGCUUUUAGACGAUCAAACAAAACAUUAAUGAUGUUGUGCUUGUGUCCUUAAAUUUAGUAGUCAUUUUAGGAAUAUCUACUUUAAUUGUCUUCUUUACGAACAUGUUUUCAUAUAAUUGGGCCUUGGACUUUUAAAGAGAACACAUGAUGAUCAAUGAAUCCAAUCUAACUUAUUGUCGGAUAGGAAUCAAAUUUCUCUAACUAUCCUUUAUGUUAUAUAUUCAAGAUGACAAAUUGUUUUUAAUUACAUCAUUACUCCUACCUAUAAUAUCAUCAAUAAUAUAAAUAUAUUAAAUGUAAAAACAAAAACAAUUAAUCUAUGGACAUUAUUAUCGAGUAAUUUUGGCUAUUAAUCUAAUAGAAAUAACAUUGUGCUUGCAAUACCUACUGCACGAACUAUUUCCUUAAUAUAAAUUUUAAGAAAUUUGGAUGCUUCUGCAUAUUUUACCAUUUUGUUAUUUCCAAAAUUAAAUUAAAAUGGAUAUAUAAAAACAUUUUAUAAAUUUCUAGAAUUCCAGUAUUGAAGAUUGCAAUUUGGUUCUAUUUUAAAUCAUAUACAAUAUCACCAGAUAGAAGAGCAGUUUUAAUUAGUAGAUAAUUUAUUUGUUGUUUCUCUAAAAACACACUAAAGAGUGUUACGAUAUUGAGUGUACAUGCAAAAAACGAUUGAUAUCACAGAAUUUUUAGUAAAUCUCUCACGAAAUCUACUUUAAGGAACUUUUAUCUCUAUAUGAAAGAUAGAUUUCGACAAUGUCAUUUACUUGCACCUCAAAUCAAGUAGUCUUUAGUUAUUUACAACUUUUAUUUUUUCAGAAGCAAUACCUUCUUGUCUACCAGUACUUCCAAAUAAUAUUUCAAAAAUCUAAUAGGAUAAAUUUUCAAAAUUAAAUUUUAAUGUCCAACAAUUACACCAUCAACAAGAAAGUAUUCAAAAUAGAUUAGCUACAUAAAAUUGUAGUACUAAAAGUGGCUUAAGAUUUGAUGAGAUUAGAUAUCGCAUAAUAAUUACAAAACUAAAAGAAUACUACAUUGAGUGAAUCAUAAAAAAAUCAUGCUGCCAUUAAAGAAUACUUGGAAUAAGAAAGUCAAUGUUUUUAAAUUAAAAAUAUUCUAAAUCAAGUAGUACAAUAUAAAAUCAAUUAUUUGGAGAAAGUAAACUCUAAUUCGACCAAACAAAACCUCGAGAAACUAGCAUAUCAGUCAAUCUAACAUCAGAUAGUCGGCUUAUAAAAAUUAAAGGUUUGCUUUAAAAAAACAUCAGAUUAGAAAUAACAAAAUAUUCUAAUGUUCUACUAUAUGGAAAUUUUAAAUGAUAUGAUUUCUUCGUCAAAUCAAAAUUCAUCUAAUAAUAGUAAUGAAGAAAUCAAUUUUAAAUUCAAUAAUGAAUUUUUGACGACUGAAUUUUCCAGUAUGUUAAUUCAAAUAAACAACAAGGAAAACAUUAAAAUUCUUAAAUGUAAAUAUAAUCAAUUCGACAGAUUUGAUAAAUUAGAAAUUUUCAACUUUUAAGAUAUGAUACCUAAUUAUAUUUAGCUUUCUCAUAUGAGAUUGAUUGAAAAUUUUAUUGCAGGACAGCAAAAUAAAUUUUAUCAAUAAAUUAAUGAAUCUUAUAUUUAAGUAUCUUCGUGUUUGUGUAAGAAGAUAGAUUUGUUAAUGGAUUUGAGUUAAUUAAAUCUAACUUCUAUUGAGAUGGUUGUAUUUUUCAGAAAAAAAAAGGAUAAUUCUUAUACUAUUUUCCUCGAUGAUACAAAAAAAAUCAUUAAUAUUGAUGAAGACCUUUUUAGUGAUGUAUUAAAAAUUGACGGAGUUUUCUCUCAAUACUUUAUAGGCUUGGAUGUGAAAAUUAUUUUUGAGAAUAUUGACUAGUUAAAAUAGGAUUAAAUUUAUAGCCAAUAAACCUUUUAUUUUGUAGACCCAAAUAAAAUACAUUCAUCCUAUUUAACCAAAUAAUAGCCACUUAAAGUUCAAUCCUUAUGGAAUAAUUAGUAAUCUUUGAUAUGCUAUCAGUGUGAGUUAUUGAUUUCUUAAAAAGGAAAUGACUUUGGUUCAUUUUAUUAUGAACUUAUAAUAAAAAAUCCAAAACGCAGUUACAAUAAUGGAGAUACUUAUAUUUCUUAAUUUAAGCAAUCAGAAAAUAUCAUUUCUAUUACUCCUAUUGAUGAAUCAAUUGUAGUUGAUAAACCGCUUUUGCUAGAAGAGAGUUUGCACGAUGAAAAGUUAUAUAGUUAAUAAUUCAUAUAAAAAUCUGAAUUAGCAUAUUAAAAUUUGAUUUAAUCGGAUAUUUAAUAGGAUGAAUAAUUGGUGAUGAUGAAAAAUAUUGACGAAGAGUAUAAUAUAAGUUAGGAAUUGGAUGUUAAUACAACUAAGAAAAAACAAAGAAAUUAGAAGCUUAAAACUGAAGGCGUAUCUUCUCAAUAAUCUGUUAUUUCAGCUAUGCAAAAAUCCAUAUAUUAUCGAUAAUUUAGUUUAGUGAAUGAUGUUGCAAAAUCAUAUAAAGUCCCUUAGAUUUUUAGGAGAAUGAUAUAUUUCAGACUAUUCUUAAUUAUUAUUUCCUUAGUUGGAUUUAGCUUGUUUUUAUACUAAAUAGAUUUGUUUCAUCAUUUCGAAGAGGAUUUCAAAUUAUUAAGCAUGAAAAACGAUAUAUUUUAUCCAAUUUUGUCUUUUCAGCUUAUACGUUUGUCUAUUGUGAAUUAUAAUGUCGAACUCUAUUAUAAGCUAGUAACUUAAUAGUAAUAUUUGGAAUUAUUAAUUUAUCCAAAAUCCAAGCUAAUUGGAAGUUAUGACAAAUUAAAAGAGAGAAUCUCAACAAUCUUAUCUGAACCUCUUUUUUUUACCCUUUAUCAUGAUUAACAUUUAAAUUUGGAAUUUUUACAUAAUGGAAAUAUUGGGGAAAUAAAUGAGCUUGAUCUUCGGAAUAGUUUGAUUACUCUAUUGAAUUAUCAAUUUGAUACUUAAAAUGCUUACAUUGAAAAUGGAGCAGCGGAUUAUGGAAGUUCGUACUUUUAUUAUAGUUACAAGAAUUUGCCUAACUUAUUGAAGGCAUUUACAGAUGCUAAUUAAAUAGCCUUUGAGACCUCUCAAUAAAGGUAAGAUGAUUCUUAGUAGAAAAUCUUAGUAAUAUUUUUUGUUUUCCUUUUCUUCUUUAUUUUGAUCUAGUUAAUUAUAACAUUUUCGAAUAUACUAUUUUAAAUAUAAAAAGAAAAGCUCAAGCUCUUACUUUUGAAUUAGGAUUAAAAUUACGUAAAUUUAGAAAUACAAAGAUUAUCUUUAUUAUAAGAGUUGAUUGAUAGGAAUUACUCUUAAAUUCAAAAUUACAAACUAAAUUUUUAAGAUAAAGAUGAGUAUUUUGGAAAAAUUAAGACUAUAUGCACUCAACAUUCCAGAUAAUAAUUUAAGAAGCAUACUGUAGUCGCUUAAUAUUAUAAUCCAAAAGGGAUUUUACUUACAUUAACCCAUUUUGCUAUUUUGGCGUUGGUAUUCAUCAUUUUCACUGUUAAAAUCUCUGGUUCAUACACAAAAAUAAAAAGGACUGGAUAACUAUAUGAAGUGUUUGCUACCUUAAAUGUGAAUUUGUUAAGUUUAUAUUAAUCGAGAGAAGUUCUGUAUUAUAAAGUAGCUUUACCCUUUUUAAAUUCUACGGAUUUGGAAAAAUUUUAUAAAAUCUCAUAAGAAGGAUUGGCAGGGUUGGAAGAGUAUAUUGAUCAAUAAUGGUUAUUUUAAUCCAAUAGUUAUUUCUUUGAUUCGGAUUUUCUUAGUCUAAUGGAUAGGUUUAGUAAUGGAAAUUUAUGCGUUGAACUAUAAGCUAUUGAUGAAUCUUUAAAUAUUUGUAACACUACUCUCAAUGGAGUAUUACAAAAAGGAAUUUCAUCUGCAUUGAUCGAUAUAAAAAAUCAGAUAAAGACUGAAUUUGAAUAGACUAAUUUUACGAUUAGAUCAAAUUACCCGAUUUUAGAGUUAGAAGGAAUUUCCAUUUUGAGUUAUGGCUUAUCGUACUUAAUAGAUAAAUUUAUUGAAGAUUUAACUUCUUAUAAUAGUUCUUUAGAAAUAAAUUAUAAUAUUAUAAUGGUAAUUUGUUUAUGCAUUUCAGUAUUAAAUGGGUUAAUUUUACUAAAGCUUGAUUAGAUAAUUUAAUUGAGAAAUUAUAAACUAUUGACGAAAUUUAUAUUUUCUGUUCCCUUGGCAUCAAUUUUAUUUGAUGACAAUUUUUUAAGGAACACAAGAAGUUAUUUUGUGAAUGAAAGGUUGAUAUGA
Messenger RNA from Paramecium tetraurelia, 4692 nucleotides. RefSeq lists its product as uncharacterized. NCBI's taxonomy places the organism in Eukaryota, Ciliophora, Oligohymenophorea, Peniculida, Parameciidae. The transcript is spliced from 5 exons. The record is from RefSeq and is a predicted model, not a curated record.